Myxozyma melibiosi is the source of this 1961-nucleotide messenger RNA. RefSeq lists its product as uncharacterized. Gene Ontology annotation, biological process: DNA-templated transcription; regulation of transcription by RNA polymerase II. The transcript has 2 exons. Bases 295 to 1830 code for a protein of 511 amino acids. Lineage: Eukaryota; Fungi; Ascomycota; Lipomycetes; Lipomycetales; Lipomycetaceae. Gene Ontology annotation, cellular component: chromatin. Gene Ontology annotation, molecular function: RNA polymerase II cis-regulatory region sequence-specific DNA binding; DNA-binding transcription factor activity, RNA polymerase II-specific; zinc ion binding. The record is from RefSeq and is a predicted model, not a curated record.
UGUGUAGACUCUGUCAUCAAACCGCUUUCUUGUUUAAUCUGUGGACUUGGCUUUGGAAGAAAGGACUCUCUUGUCGCUCACACUCGGAAAUGUGCCGUAAAGCACGAAAAGCAACAGCCAAAGACGCUGGACGUUGAGCGCACCAGCCUGGAGCUGGACCUCGCGACGACCUCGAGCAGCGUCCCUCUUCCUUCGUCAGCGAUACUGCCGUCCGUGGUGGGCGCAUGGGACACACCGCUGUCGUUUUUACCGACGUUUGAGUAUAGCUGCUCGCUGGAGACUUAUUCGCCUCAGAUGCACUCGAACUUGAUGGCUGCGGUAUAUUCGCAGAUAAGCACGGCUGGGCAAACGCUGGACGUCAGCGCGGACACGUUUUAUCGGUAUUUGCAGACAUAUCAGCAAUAUCCCGGAUACCAGCAGCCGAUCUUACACCACACUCUAUUUUCCUCGUACGCUCAUCUCAAAGAUUUCGAGACGGCUACCGACCACGUCGAGAGAUGCGUUGUGCUUCUCUUUUGCGCGGCGAUCGGCGCGAUAUACUGCUCUGAGCCCACCACUGCGCGCAAGAUGCGCGACGUCGCUAAAACGGCUCUCGCCCAACUGCUAGGGCAGAAUAGCUUCAAAUGGGAGAAAGCGGAGGAUGUCGAAAGUGUUUUGCACGUUCUGCAGGCCAGGCUGCUGUGUGCUGUGUUUGACGCCUGGAGCGGAGACAGGGAGCUAGUCGAAAUGGCGCUGAACGAGCAGUUGCUGUGGAUUCGCAUGUGCACAAAGUGUACGCUGAGUAAGUUCCGGAGGGUGACUAGUGACUGGCGCAGGUGGAUCGUGAGAGAGUCGUUCCAUCGAGUAUAUUGGGGUUGUUUCUCGUUGAUUUCAGACUUCAAUAUGGCGUACGGAGAUAUUACCCCCGAGCCGGUUGUCUCGACCAGACUUUUCCCGCUACCGGAGGCAGACGCGCUUUGGGACGCUGAAGACCCGAGCUCCUGGCAGCAACAGAUAAGGGUAUGCGAAGCGCCGUUGACGGCAGACGUGAUCAUCGCCAAGAUCGUGGGCGAGGUGGAAGCAGGAGGACACCAGCGUGCGCGCGAGAGCAGGUUCUGUGAGGCGUCUGCGUUUGCGACUUGUGUGCUUUUGCGAUUCGUCAUGCAUCAUGUGUCUGCGUCUGAGCAGGUUUUCAAUAGUCAGGUUUUGAGCAAAGGGCUUGAUCCUGAGUGCGAGAAGAUUACGCAGUAUCUGCGCCAGCUUUCGGGUCAGCAGAUCGAUAGACUGCUAGCUGAUCUUUCUAUCCGAUCAAUGAAGUUCACACACUCGCCAACAAAGUUCAGCAUCGAGUCGUUGAUCCAGUCGAUUGAGCUGCGCCGUCGACGGUUGGUGACCUCCAAGAAACUCGGCGUUCUGUGCAGCAUUCUGAUUGAAUCCGAUCGUAACCAGAUCCUUGGCGAUUUUCUUAGCAGCAAGACGAUGAAAUCGGAGCAGGUCUGUCAGGCGGUCACGAUCUGUCUCAAGUACAUCGAGCCGUACGCGGUCUCAGGAACGCGAAUGAGGACGUUCAAAGAGCUCGUGUGUACCUGGGAAUCGGUACUUUUGAUAAUCAUGUGGCUGCGCACGAUGGUGAAUGCUGGCGUUCACACCGAGACCGAACGCUCGGCCGUCGAGCAGGUCAAGCAGACGGUGGCGAAGUUUCCCGCCGAAGCGGGCGUGGUUGAGGACGGUACUGCCGAGCUGGCGAGGCGGAUGGCGAGGGUGUGGAGGCGGGUGUUGCAGGAAACACAGAGUUACGGGACGUCGUAUAUGAUGUUGCAGUUUUUCGAUCAGCUGGCGGAUCUACUGUGAUUUUUUUUGUUCGUUGUUGAUUACUUUUAUCUGAUUUUUGCGUUUAUCAAUGGAGAUACCUGGAUUUUGGGCGCAUGUGGAGCUUCAGGACGGCAAUAGCUGCAUAGCUCAUGUUUACGUUUCAUUCACUA